This is a messenger RNA of Musca domestica (house fly), 1668 nucleotides long. RefSeq lists its product as uncharacterized. The coding region runs from base 477 to 1250 and encodes 257 amino acids. The transcript is spliced from 2 exons. The record is from RefSeq and is a predicted model, not a curated record. NCBI's taxonomy places the organism in Eukaryota, Metazoa, Arthropoda, Insecta, Diptera, Muscidae.
CAAUUUAUUUGUUUUUUUUUAUGGUUUUUUAUUCUAUUUAUUUUUGAAUUUAAAUUAAUUAAUAAUAUGAAUUCCUUAGUUGUAAAAAUUAGUAUUUAAAUAGUAUGUAAAUUUACAAUUAAGUUAGAUGUAGAAGAAUAGGAUAAUGAGAAAGAAUAAUAAUAAAGUCAUUGUUGUGAAUUAUACCGCCAACGAUACGCGUCUUUCUUCUCGCCGUCCAUAAAAAAUAAUAUUUAGAAAUUAUAAAUAAAUUAAUUUUAUAAUUAAAAAAAAAAUAUAAUACCCUUAAAAUAAAGGGUAACAUUUUGGUGCCGAAACCCGGGAGUAUAAAGUGUCGGUGUGUUUUGUUAAUUUUGUGCAAAACAGCCUUGUUAAAAUACUACAAGGAAGAAGAAGACAAUAUUAAAAAACAAUUAAAUUAAAUAAAUCAAAUAAACACUCCCCAUCAAAAGAUCUGCUGCUGUCAUCAAAUCCAGAUGCCCCGUCGCUGCGAUUGCCGUCUAUGCAGGAGCAAACACAACAAUCAGGAGAGUGAUUCUGAUUCACAGGUUUGCCGCGAGGCGUGGGCUCCCCAAGAGGAUAUACUGCGACAACGCGACGAAUUUCGUGGGAGCCAGCAGAGAGCUGAGGGAGCUUCAGGAGAAGUUCCUAGCAGGCCGAGAAACCGUGGAGGAAUACGCUGCCUCGUUGAACGUGCAGUUCAGCUUCAUUCCUCCGAGGGCGCCUCAUUUCGGAGGGCUGUGGGAAGCUGCCGUAAAACAGGCGAAGUUCCUGCUUCUACGAGCUGUCGGCAAAGUGCUGCUGACACAAGAAGAGAUGGUCACAGUGCUCGUAGAAGUAGAGGCGGUGCUAAACAGUCGCCCCAUAGCACCGCUGUCUCCAGACCCCAACGACGGAGAAGCUCUGACUCCAGGGCACCUACUAAUCGGAGCGGGUCUGCGUUCGCUGCCGCCAGAAUCCGUCGGAGAAGACAGCGACAACAAGGAGAGGUACUGCAAGCGCUGGCAGAUGCUCUCCGCUCUCAAGCAGAGGUUCUGGCGGGCUUGGUCGAGGGAUUACGUCCUAGGACUACAGGACAAGGCCAAGUGGCACAAUCCCCAGCCCAACAUAGAGGUCGGUCAACUAGUCCUCGUGCACGAGGACAAUCUGCCACCUCAAGAGUGGGUAACCGGCCGAAUCGUCAACGUCACCGAGGGCCAAGACGGAAAGGUCAGGGUGGCGGAAGUAAAAACAAGGACGGGCACAUUUAAGAGGCCAAUAAGGAAGCUCGCUCCAAUACCGAUUUGUUGAAGUCCUGCAGCCAUUCAAUGGGGGCAGAAUGUUGGAGCAGUUUUAUUGAUUCAAAUUGAAUUUUGUUAAUUGUAAUUUUUAUUUCAAUUUAUUUGUUUUUUUUUAUGGUUUUUUAUUCUAUUUAUUUUUGAAUUUAAAUUAAUUAAUAAUAUGAAUUCCUUAGUUGUAAAAAUUAGUAUUUAAAUAGUAUGUAAAUUUACAAUUAAGUUAGAUGUAGAAGAAUAGGAUAAUGAGAAAGAAUAAUAAUAAAGUCAUUGUUGUGAAUUAUACCGCCAACGAUACGCGUCUUUCUUCUCGCCGUCCAUAAAAAAUAAUAUUUAGAAAUUAUAAAUAAAUUAAUUUUAUAAUUAAAAAAAAAAUAUAAUACCCUUAAAAUAA